Petromyzon marinus (sea lamprey) is the source of this 2568-nucleotide messenger RNA. NCBI's taxonomy places the organism in Eukaryota, Metazoa, Chordata, Hyperoartia, Petromyzontiformes, Petromyzontidae. The record is from RefSeq and is a predicted model, not a curated record.
AUGCCGGCCCUCGGCCUCCUGCUGCAGCGCCUGAAGGGCCUCCGGGCGCACGGCAGCCCGCCGCAGACGCCGGCGCCGGUGCCGGCCGCGGUGGCGGCGGCGGCGGCGGCGGCCUCGGAGGAGUUUGCCGUGACGGCGGCGGCGCUGGCGCGAGUCCCCGGCGUGGAGCGCCGCUUGGAGGAGGCCUUUGGGGUCGUCGUCCGGGAGAGCGCGGCGGCGGCGGCGGCGGCGGCGGCGCCGGGAGGCCCCCGCGGGGCCGAGGGCGGCGGCGGCGGCGGCGGCGGCGCCGUGUGGAUCACCGUGGAGGGGCAGCGUGAGAACGUGGACAGGGCCAAGACCCUGCUGGUGGGGCUGUGCGAGCAGCGGCGGCCGCGGGAGGAGGAUGAGCAUGAGGAUGAGCAGCAGGAGGAGGAGGAGGAGUCGCUCCGGCGGGAGCUCCUCUGCGUGCUCCAGGGCGCCCGCGGCCUCUUCCGCCGGUGCCUCGAGUGGGACUCUGCGGCCCUGGUGGACGCCGCCGCCCUGGACGGCCGCGGCCGCCUCCGCGCCCUCGGCGGGGCUGAGUCCUCGGUGCUGCUCCUCAGCCGCUUGCACUUCUUCUCGGGCCUGUUGGGCGGCAGCGGCGGCAGCGGGCAAGGCGACGAGGAGGUGCUGGAGGAGGAGGCCGCCGCCAAGCGCGACUUCAAGCUGCUGGUGGAGGCGGCGCCCGACCGCCACACCACGGAGCUGCUGCUGCUGCCCACGGCCCUCAAGCGCGAGCUGCUGGAGCUGGCCGCCGCCUACCCCACGCCGCUGCUGGCGCUGUGGCAUCGGCGUGGGGCGGUAGGGGAGCAGCAGCAGCAGCAGCAGCAGCAGCAGCAGCAGCAGCAGCAGCAGCAGCAGCAGCAGCCGGGCGCUGGCAGGGAUGGCGGCGGCGGUGUCAGCGGCGACGCCGGAGAUUUCUGCGUCGUGGACGGAGCCCCCCCGGUGGCCGUGCUGGAGGCGGCGAGGGCCUGCGGCUACACCCGGCGGGAGGUGGAGGAGGCCUCCGUCAGGGCCGGCACCUACGACGCCGGGAGCCUCCUGCGGGAGCUCAACCGGAUGCGCGGCGGCGGCGGCGGCGGCGGCGGCGGCGGCGGCGCCGGGGACGACGCCGGAGCCGCCGGCGAUCGCCGUUCGCCGCGGUCGCCGCCGGCGGCGGCGUACCAGGCGAGGCGGCCGACGGCGUCGCGAGUCUUUGAGUACGUGGCGAUCGCGGUGAGCGGCGCCGGUGGCGCCGAGCGGUACCGGGAGGCGGAGGUCUGCGCCGAUUGGCCGGAGGAGGAUGAGGAGGUGGAGGAGGGCAACGGCCGCGUCGUCGCUAACGCGGGCGGUGGCGUGGAGGCUCGGUGGAACAACGGCGACGGCGAUGCCGUCGACGAGGUGGGGGAGAUGCAGGACCACGACAUCUACCGAGCGACGCCUCUGCCCGCCGCCGCCGCCGAGGACGCCACCGAGGACGACUUCGACAUCCUGGAGGUGGAGGACUUCCAAGGGAGCGACGCCACCGGGGGAGACCUCCCGCCCGGCACGGCCGCCGCCAGCGGCGCCAGCGGGCGGGGCGGGCCGGCCAGGCCGCCGGGCAGGGUUGCCGAGGCCUUCAGGGCCGGCAAGGCCGGAUGGGCGGCGCUGUUGCCGCACAGGCUGCCGUUUCAGCAGCCGGAGGAGGAGGAAGAGGAGGGCAGGCCGACUCGGUUCCCUAGGCCGGGCAGGGCUGGCGGGGCCUUCAGGGCCGGCAAGGUCGGCUGGGCGUCGCUCUUGCCCCACCGGCUGCCGGCAAAGGGGGCGGAGGCGGUGGAGGCGGUGGAGGCGGUGAAUCCGGAGACGAUGUUCCGGGCGACCAUCGCCGCCCCGUUCACGCUGGCACUGAGCAGCUCGGCGGGCCGCGACGGCCUCCGGCACGUCAUCGUGGACGGCAGCAACGUGGCCAUGACGCACGGGCUGCACCGUUUCUUCUCGUGCCGCGGCGUUGCCCUGGCGGUCCGCUUCUUCUGGGAGCGUGGCCACCGCAACAUCACCGUGUUCAUCCCGCAGUACCGUACUCGCCACGACCCCAACGUCACCGAGCCUCAGCUGCUGAGCCAGCUGAGUGAGUUGGGCCUCCUGUCGUUCACCCCGUCACGUCUCGUGGAGGGGCGCACCGUAGCCGCACACGACGACCGGUUCCUGCUGCACCUGGCUGAGCACACAGGUGGUGUCGUCGUCACCAAUGACAACCUCCGGGACCUGAUCACAGAGUCGCCCGCCUGGAGGGACAUCGUGCGGGAGCGCUUGCUACAGUUCACGUUCGCUGCUGGGAUCUUCCUCAUCCCUGACGACCCCCUGGGGCCUGGGGGCCCCUCCCUCGACGCCUUCCUGUCACUGAAGCCCCUCGCAGACAGCCACGUGGCCGUGGCGAGCCGCGGGAAGCCCCGGGGUGAGGUGGGUGGGGGCCGUGGUGGUCUGCUGGCGGUGUUCCCGGCCUCGGCGGCGCAGGUGGAGGCGGUGCUGCGGGGAAACCCGGGCCUCACCGACGUGGCCGAGUUGGCCGACCUGGUGCUGCCGCUCAUCUAG